Oryzias latipes (Japanese medaka) is the source of this 3482-nucleotide messenger RNA. RefSeq names its product gamma-glutamyltransferase 1a (gene ggt1a). NCBI's taxonomy places the organism in Eukaryota, Metazoa, Chordata, Actinopteri, Beloniformes, Adrianichthyidae. The record is from RefSeq and is a predicted model, not a curated record. Gene Ontology annotation, molecular function: glutathione gamma-glutamate hydrolase. Gene Ontology annotation, cellular component: plasma membrane. Gene Ontology annotation, biological process: peptide modification; regulation of inflammatory response; regulation of immune system process.
CAGAAACACAACUUGUAGAAUUGUGUGGUUGCCAUUUUUAAUGAUAACGAUAAUGUGUUUGCGCUUGAGGAUCUUCUCUGAUUCACAGAUGUGUUGUACUCCCCGAACAGAAAAAUGGUUGGGAAGUCCCUGAUUGCUGGCGUGGUGGUCCUUUUAGUGGCUGCAGUGAGCCUUUUUCUCGGGGUAUUCAUGGCUUUUGGAAAGAAAAACACACCUCCUUCCUCAGACCACUUCUACUCAAAGGCGGCAGUGGCAGCUGAUGCUGGAAAGUGUUCAGAAGUAGGGAGGGACAUUUUGAAGAAAAAUGGUUCAGCUGUGGAUGCCUCCAUUGCCGCUUUACUAUGUGUUGGCCUUUUGAAUGCCCACAGCAUGGGCAUCGGAGGAGGGCUCUUUUUUGUCAUCUACAAUGCUUCCACAGGGAAAGUGGAAACAAUUGAUGCAAGGGAAACAGCACCUAUGAAUGCCACAGAAGACAUGUUUGGCAACAACACAAAGCUUUCUCGCACAGGCGGAUUGUCUAUAGCCAUUCCAGGGGAGAUCCGGGGCUAUGAGAUGGCGCACAAAAGACAUGGAAGACUUCCAUGGAAGGAGUUGUUUGAGCCUAGCAUUGCUUUGGCUCGUGAUGGUUUUCCUAUAGGAAAAGCCUUGGCUCAUGCCCUCUUUAAGAGCAAAGAUUCUAUUCAAAGGAAUGCCAACAUGUGUGAGGUGUUUUGUGAUUCUGAAAACAACAUCUUGAAGGAGAAUGAUAUUAUUAGGUUCCCAAAGCUCGCUGACACAUAUCAGAGAAUAGCAGAAGAAGGACCUGAUGUGUUUUAUAAUGGGACAAUGGCGAGGAGCAUCGUCGAGGACAUCCAGGCAGAAGGUGGCAUUAUAACCCUUGAUGAUUUGCUGGAGUACCAGCCGGUGCUGAAUGAGAACCCUCUUAAGCUGAAUAUUGGGGAGUACACCAUACACAUCCCGGACGCCCCUUCCAGUGGGCCGGUGUUGGCGCUCAUACUCAACAUAGUGGACGGGUACAAUUUCUCAGACACAAGUGUCUCUACAGCAGAAAAAAAGACUCUGACGUACCAUCGGAUUGUAGAGGCCUUUCGAUUUGCAUAUGCCAAGAGGAGCAGACUGGGGGACCCAAGAUAUCUCAACAUUACUGAUCUGAUCCAAAACAUGACCUCAGACUACUUUGCUGAUGGCAUAAGGAAUAAAAUAACAGAUGACACCACUCAUCCAGACACCUACUAUGAGCCUGACUAUUUUGUCCCAGAAAACCAUGGCACAGCACAUCUGUCUGUUAUAGCUGAGGAUGGGAGCGCCGUUGCAGCCACCAGUACCAUUAAUUUAUACUUUGGGUCUAAAGUAAUGUCUCGAUCUACUGGAAUCAUUUUUAACGAUGAAAUGGACGAUUUCAGCUCCCCAUACAUGACCAAUGGAUUUGGAAUCCCACCAUCACCCAACAACUUCAUCCAACCAGGAAAGAGGCCCCUCUCUUCAAUGUGUCCCACCAUUAUAUUUGACAAAGAAAACAGAGUGAAGAUGGUUGUAGGAGCCUCAGGAGGCACAAAAAUCACCACAGCUACUGCUUUAGUCAUCCUGAAUUCACUCUUCUUCAACUAUGACCUGAAGAAAGCUGUGAAGGAGCCACGAGUUCACAACCAGCUUAACCCAAACAUGACUGUGGUUGAGCAGGGCUUUGAAAAGAGCGUCUUGGAUGGUCUUGCCCAAAAAAAUCAUGUGACGCAGCUGCUGAGGACUCCAGACUCCGUGGUCCAGGCUGUGGUAAGGCUGGGAGAGCAUCUAUGUGCAGAGUCUGACCCAAGGAAAGGAGGCUACCCAGCUGGAUACUGAACUUCCCUUCAUAUUCCUUUGUCACCCUCCCUGUGGAAACGAUUUCCUCAAAGACAUUCAGAUAGAAACACGGUUAAAAGGAGUUGACACUGAAGACCCCAGCUAUGUUUUAGAUACAGAGACACAGCCAACACUCGUUUCUGUUGUCCAAACAUGGAAACUAUAUUUCAGUGCCUCUUUAGCUCAAACUCAAUAAGUCAAUGUAACAUGCUCUUAUCUUACAAUUUUAGUACGUUAGUGUUAAUUUAAAGCAAGAGGUUGCACUUUAACUUUUGCAUUAUCACUCAGAAAAAUAGACUGAGUAGGAAACCUCAUUUAUCAAAAACAUAUCCAAUUAAGGAAUCAUAAGCAGUUAAUGUUGGACAGCAUCCACAAUUGGAUUAGAUUUGCCACAAAUCCUGUUAUUUGAACAUUAAUCUAGAGAAUCUGGGGUGUUGUCUAUGAUUGUUGUGAGGAAACUAGUUAUUUCUUUGACAUUUCGUAUAAAAAAGAAAGGUUUGUUUUUGUCAGAUAAAGCUACCAAUAAAAAGCAGGAUGAGAAAGCAGGUAUGUCUUAUGUUCAAAACAACAAAAUUUGAGGUUUUUUGCCUUUUUAUUAACAGGAAGUCUGUGUUUUUUCUGAUGUUAAGUGGAAACAACAUGUUUUUUUCUAUCAGGAUAUUUCCCAUUUUUAAUGUUUAAUAUCGAGUUGAGGUCAAGUAAAUGUAAGGCGCAUUCUGAAAAAUGCAUUUGCAGAUAUAUUUUUCUAAACAUGCAUCGUUCUCAGGCCAUGUUUGUGGCAAGGCUUUAAAUAAACAUUUGGAGAAAAAAAACGUCAUUUUAUCAAAGACAUUGUGUCGUUUUGUACAGGAAUAAUUGACAGAAAAUCUCAUUUUGGUUGUAAUUUGUAUUAUGCAAAAUGAGACAUGCUAGAGGCCCCCAGGGUGAUUUUUAGACUAUAUUUUGCCUUAGAUUCGUGCAGCACUAGUACAACAUCAGUUUUGUGCAACUCCAAUAGAACAUUGUUAACUAUAAUCGGUUGCUUAUUUUUAUUUGAACUUUGUGUCUCAAAAGCGAUAUAAGCAACUUUUUGUGGGAUUCAUUUAAUUGUGUGAAUGCUUUUUAGCAUUCACUGCUUUCCUGCUCCAAGCUCGAUCGCUGCAGCUCCAUGGGUACUGUGACAGGCUGGCGAUCUGUCCAAGGUGUUUCCUGCCUUUGCCCAAUCGGGACAGUCUCUGGCAACUCAGUGGUGUGUGGUAGCGGAGUCUGGCCAACUCUCUCCAUACUGACUCUUUUGAAGUGGUCUUUUGACUGAGGUUUUGUGACUGUAGUAGAAAUUUCACCAGUGAUGUGUAGUUCAGAAGGACACACUGAAGAUGUAACAUUUAUGUUCUUGAUGUGACACAGACGUGUCCGAGCGUCCUGUGUGUGCAUGUGCAGGAGCCUUCCAUCUCUGACCAUCACCUUUUAUGUUGUCCAGGUACAGGACAGACCAAAGGUUUGGACACACCUUCCCAUUCCUUUGAAUGAGAAGGUGUGUUCAAACUUUUGGUCUGUACUGUAGAUGUUUUGUUAUAAAACUGUUUUGUGAAUUGUUCUUUAUUAGUUGUAACACAGACGUUUCUGAGAGAAUAAAACAUGGAAUUAAAGACAAACUGGAUUAA